This is a messenger RNA of Ziziphus jujuba (common jujube), 3044 nucleotides long. Its product is annotated as putative pentatricopeptide repeat-containing protein At3g15930. The coding region runs from base 335 to 2461 and encodes 708 amino acids. The record is from RefSeq and is a predicted model, not a curated record. The transcript has a single exon. Gene Ontology annotation, biological process: RNA modification. Gene Ontology annotation, molecular function: RNA binding; zinc ion binding; protein binding. NCBI's taxonomy places the organism in Eukaryota, Viridiplantae, Streptophyta, Magnoliopsida, Rosales, Rhamnaceae.
UAAAUAUUAAAAUUUAAUUCCUAUAAUGUUUUAAGUCCCAAAGCCUAAGACUUGCAUCCAGUCUUCUAAUCUUAUUAAGUUCUUGUUAAAUAAGAUCCUUAUCAAAAUCAGUGCUUUCAUGAGCUUUUAUAUACUCAAGUUCUCACUUGGCCAUUAAAGAGAAAAGUAGAACCAUGCAAUACUUGGCACAUUUGUCGUUGUAUGUCACUCUCUCAGCCUUCCAAGACUUGUUUGCUUGGCUUGCCUUUAGCAUCUCAUUCCUCGACUCCUAGGCAAUCUGUUGCUAUGGUAUCCAUAUCCAUAACUGCAACCCACAAUUCCAGUGCACCAAGCCAUGGAGAACCUGCCAAUUAGUAGGCUCUUUCUGAACUGCAAGUCCAUGGAGCAACUCAGGCAACUCCACGCCCAUUCCAUCAAAAAGGGCAUCAUAUCACACCCAGCUCUACAGAACAGGAUUGUGGCCUUUACUUGUGCGCAUGAAUCUGGCGACAUGAUGUAUGCUCGUUGCCUGUUUGACGAUAUUGCUGAACCAAGUGUUUUUGUUUGGAACGUCAUGAUCAGAGGCUAUUCUAGAAUAAAUUGCCCAGUUGAUGGAAUUUUGAUGUAUUUAGCAAUGCUCAGACGGAAUCUGAGGCCUGAUCAUUACACCUUCCCCUUUUUAUUAAAGGGAUUUAGUCGUGAUAUUGCAUUGGAAUGUGGGAAAGAAUUGCAUGGUCAUGUGCUGAAAUAUGGGUUUGAUUCAAAUGUCUUUGUUCAAAAUGCUUUGGUGAAUAUGUAUAUCUCGAGUGGCCUAAUAGAUAUGGCUCGUUGCGUUUUUGAUAUGAGUUGUGACAGGGACGUGGUUACUUGGAAUGCUAUGAUUUCCGGGUACAAUAGAAUCAAGCAAUUUAACGAGUCCAGGAAGCUUUUCAACAAGAUGGUGGAUAUGGGUGUCUUGCCCACUUCAGUCACCAUUGCCCUGGUGCUAUCAGCUUGCUCCAAAUUGAAGGAUUUAGAUACCGGAAAGCAGAUCCAUAAGUUUAUCAGAGACUUUAAUAUUGAGCCCAAUUUAGUGUUAGAAAACACUUUAAUCGAUUUGUAUGCAGCUUGUGGAGAAAUGAACGUCUCACUCAAGAUUUUCGAGAGUAUGAAGAGUAGGGAUGUAAUUUCUUGGACUACCAUUGUUAAAGGGUUUGUCAAUUCAGGACAAGUUGAUUUAGCUCGGAAGUAUUUUGAUCAAAUGUCUGAAAGAGACUAUGUUUCGUGGACUGCUAUGAUUGAUGGGUACUUGCGGGUGAACCGUUUCAAAGAGGCUUUGGAACUUUUCCGGAAGAUGCAGACUUCAAAGACAAAACCAGAUGAGUUUACUAUAGUUAGCAUUCUCACAGCUUGUGCAAAUCUAGGUGCACUUGAAUUGGGAGAAUGGAUAAGAACUUAUAUAGACAAAAAAAAUAUAAAGAAUGAUACCUUUGUUGGAAACGCUUUAGUAGAUAUGUACUUCAAGUGUGGAAAUGUUGAAAAAGCGUUAAAGGUUUUCAAUAGAAUGCCUCAAAGAGACAAAUAUACAUGGACAGCUGUGAUUGUUGGGCUUGCAAUUAAUGGACAUGGUCAGGAAUCCCUUGACAUGUUCUCUCAAAUGCUAAAAGCUUCAACUACCCCAGAUGAGGUAACUUAUAUUGGCGUUCUCUGUGCCUGUACUCACACCGGCAUGGUAGAAAAAGGUAGAAGAUUUUUUGCUAAUAUGGUCAGUCAACAUGGGAUUGAGCCAAAUGUUACACACUAUGGGUGCAUGGUUGAUCUUCUUGGCCGAGCAGGGCAUCUAAAAGAAGCUUAUGAGGUUAUACAGAACAUGCCAAUGAAACCAAAUUCAAUUGUCUGGGGAGCUCUUCUCGGUGCUUGUAGAGUUCACAAAGACUCAGAACUGGCUGAAAUGGCAGCUAAAAAGAUUCUCAAGUUAGAACCUGAAAAUGGUGCUGUUUAUGUUCUCUUAUGCAAUAUAUAUGCAGCUUGCAAUAAAUGGGAAAAUUUACGUGAACUAAGACAGAUGAUGAUGGAUAAGGGAAUCAAGAAGACCCCAGGUUGCAGUUUAGUAGAAAUGAAUGGUAUGGUUCAUGAAUUUGUAGCUGGAGACCAAUCACAUCCUCUGUCUAAAGAAAUAUAUUUAAACUUGGAUAAAAUAACAAGUGACUUGAAACUUGCGGGGUAUUUGCCUGAUAUGUCUGAGGUGUUUCUUGAUAUGGGGGAAGAGGACAAAGAAAGUGCCCUUUAUCGCCACAGUGAGAAGUUGGCCAUUGCUUUUGGCCUCAUUAAUUCUAAACCUGGAGUAACAAUUAGAAUCAUAAAGAACCUUAGGAUGUGUGUGGAUUGUCACCGCAUGGCGAAGUUGGUGUCAAAGGUGUAUAAGAGAGAAAUAAUUGUAAGAGACAGAACUCGGUUCCACCAUUUCAAGCAAGGUUCGUGUUCGUGCAAAGAUUAUUGGUAAGAGAGGUUGGUUAACGAUAUUGCCAAUUGAUUAUAAGAAGCAGAACCGGCUGGAUGUGGCAGUUAAACUGAGUUUAUGCUUCAAGCCUUAAAAAGGGUGCUUUUUAUGCUUUUAUCCUUUAUAUUUGCGGCUUGAAAUAAAUUGUAAAAUGUUGCACCAGGACAAAUACUUAUGAAUAGGGGAAUCAAGAGACUCGAUACGUAUAGGGUAAUUGCCUGAUUCAUGACUGCACUUAUGAGCAUAACAAGAAAUUGGCCAUCGCAUCCAUGCUGAUCAGUUCUAGCCACGUGGUGAGAGUUAGAGAUGUGAAGAAUCUGCAUUAGUGUAUGGACUAAUGCAUAUCAUUGGGUUCGUUUCAUUCUCGGCUCGUUUUCAUUUGAAGUUCACUUGUAAGAGUUCAAUUUGAGUUUCAAUUUCAUUUCCCUUCUCCAUAAGAAAAUGCGACAGUUCUUGGGCCUCAGAGGGACUAUUUCAGAAUCCAAAUUUGCAACGUUCUUUAUGAAUUUUAGGUGUAUGAUUUCUAUUAUGUUAUUGUGUAUAUGUAUAGUAAAAGUAUUCAAAUAUAAAUAAUGCGGCUUUGUUA